AUGAAUGAAAAAAUCAAUGAUUUCGGAUCCGUCGUGGAAAAGACGUUGCAGAAUGUAAUCGGUCUCGAACUUGACGAAAUCUCAAGCCAGCAGCGGAGGGUAGAACAGCCCACCUCGGACGGCGCCAGCACCCGCAACAACGGCCGCCUUCAAUCAAGACAGCAAACCCUCGAGCAGAUGCGAUCAACCCUCAACGACGCCCUCGGCCGACUGCAGGGACCGAGUUUCAAUUCUCCCCGGGUAAACCGGGCCUGCUUCCCCUUUGUGAUUCUCCCCCAAGGCCCAACGACCGAGGUCGAGAACGUGGUGGCUCAGAUAUGCCUCGACUCCAUGUCCAUGGAUAACUGGGUUCGAGCAGACGUGCUGGCGCGCUGUGGCGUCGUUCCCAUCCCGCUGGACGAGGACGACGAACGCCGGGAGAAAGUCUAUGUCGGCGCGGGCGGUGGGCAGUUUACGUCGCAGGGGAAAGUGACCCUCACGUGGUAUUCGGAAAACCAGGCGCGAACUCAAAUUACCGACAACUACAUUUUGUCGAGCAUGGAUGCGAAUGACUUCGACCAGCUGCAGCAAAUCCAACGAAACAAUCACGCCUCCAACGAAGAACAAAUCAUGCUAGAAAAGGCACGGCAGAAGAAGGCCCGAGACGAUAAGCGUCGUUUCAAGGCCGCCUCCAGGGCCACUACGCCGAGUGGGCUGAGAAGCCCCUCAUCCAUGUACGGCGGGCCUUCGCUAGCAACCACGCGACCCGGUAGCAUCAUCGGCAUCUCUCCUCAAACAGCGACUGUGCAAGUCAUGGCUCAGCGCGGUUCAGGACUCGCGCAGGCUACAGCGAAAGCUCUUCUUCGCGCCAAUCUCCCGCCCCGAGACGGGCGGGACGCGGACCCGAACCCCCUUCUCCAACACAAAUUCCCGGCCUUUUUCAACACGGGCUUACGAUCAAGGAUCAUCCGCGAAGAGGCCCUACAGAACUUCGGUGGCGCGAAAACCAAGGAUAAGAACGUCACCGCGCAGAGACUCAAGGCUCUGUUGUGCAAGGGCGCGAGUUGGCGGCGCAUGUAUCCCGAAGCGCCGAUAAGCUACAAGAUUGGCGUCCUCGACGUUCCCGAAGGGGUGACCAUGGGCAAGUUGUACGAUUUCGCGUAUAGCAUGCACCUGGGUCGCGCGAUGGAGGGCGGCUGGCGAGGCGCUCUGCCGAGCACGAAGAAGAAGUUGAAGGCGCGGUAUAUGCCGGCGGAAUUCGAACUUUGCACGAUCAACCUCGAGUUUGCGUCUGCUCAGGAUUUGUUCGGUUGA
Parascedosporium putredinis is the source of this 1293-nucleotide messenger RNA. The record is from the annotation of a GenBank genome assembly. Lineage: Eukaryota; Fungi; Ascomycota; Sordariomycetes; Microascales; Microascaceae.